Molecule: messenger RNA, 1973 nt
Organism: Beta vulgaris subsp. vulgaris (sugar beet)
Lineage: Eukaryota; Viridiplantae; Streptophyta; Magnoliopsida; Caryophyllales; Amaranthaceae
Product: COP9 signalosome complex subunit 1
Exons: 6
Coding region: 159-1487 (442 amino acids)
Cellular component (GO): COP9 signalosome
Source: RefSeq, a predicted model, not a curated record
GUCUGUCUCCUUCAGUAAUCAGUAUUGCACUCCACACUUUCAGUAAACUAGAGAGAAAGAGGAGAGAGAAGAAGAACAACACUGAAACUCAAAAACCCCCCAAAAUCAAAAUCAAAAUCAAAAUCAAAAACCCUAAAAUCCAACCUAAUUCAUAAUCAAUGGAGAACGACGAAGAAACAAGUUCAGGUCAAAUGAUGGACGAGAUCUACGCCAACGGUGACGAAAAGCAGCGUCACAGACCAAUCAUAAGCGGCGAACAACUUGAUGUUGAAGCUUAUGCUUCUUUAUACUCUGGUAGAACGAAGAUCAUACGACUAUUAUUCAUCGCUGAUCGUUGUGAUAAUAACUCUACGAUGCGUCUUGAAGCCCUAAGAAUGGCGUAUGAUGAAAUUAAAAAGGGGGAAGAUUCUCACUUGUUUAAGGAAGCAGCACAGAGGAUUGAUGGUAGUUUGGGUCCCAGUUAUGGUGUGGAUUCUUCAUGGAUUGAAGCUGUUGAGCGACGUGCUGAACAGAGGAAAGAGAAACUUGAGAAUGAACUUAAUGCUUAUAGGACAAAUUUGAUUAAAGAAAGCAUUAGGAUGGGAUACAAUGAUUUUGGAGAUUUCUAUUAUGCUCAUGGGCAGCUUGGAGAUGCCUUCAAGAGUUAUGUCCGCACGCGUGAUUAUUGCACCACAGGAAAGCAUAUUGUUACUAUGUGUUUAAAUGCGAUUCUUGUCAGUAUUGAGAUGGGUCAGUUUUCACAUGUUACAAGCUAUAUAAGCAAAGCAGAACAGACACCAGAGGCCUUAGACCCUGUCAUUGUUGCAAAACUUCGCUGUGCAGCUGGAUUGGCUCACUUAAAGGCUAAAAAGUACAAACUCGCAGCUCGCAAGCUUCUGGAAGUUGGUCCUGAGCUGGCUAACCAUUAUUCUGAGGUGAUUGCUCCACAAGAUGUUGCAACCUAUGGUGGACUUUGUGCACUUGCUACGUUUGAUCGAACAGAACUCAAGAAUAAAGUUAUUGACAAUCUCAACUUCAGAAAUUUUUUGGAACUUGUUCCAGAGAUAAGGGAGCUCAUCAAUGAUUUCUAUUCAAGCCAUUAUGCAUCUUGCCUUGACUAUUUGGGAAAUCUUAAAGCCAAUCUGUUGCUUGACAUCCAUCUACAUGACCAUGUGGAGACUUUAUAUAAUGACAUCCGUCACAAGGCACUGAUCCAAUAUACAAUCCCUUUUGUGUCGGUUGAUCUGAACAUGAUGGCAAAUGCUUUCAAAACUAGUGUGUCAGGCUUACAGAAGGAGCUUGAGGCUUUAAUUACAAACAACCAAAUACAGGCCAGGAUCGACUCCCAUAACAAGAUUUUGUAUGCACGUCAUGCAGACCAGCGAAACGCCACUUUCCAGCGUGUGCUACAGACAGGCAAUGAAUUUGAUCGAGAUGUGAAGUCAAUGUUGGUCAGAGCAAAUCUUAUUAAGCAUGAAUUCACUCAGAAGCAGUCAAGAAAGAUAUGAUCUAUGAGCUUCUUUCUCAGCAAUGAUGGGAUGAUGAUAAUUUUAUGGAUUACAGGAGCAUUCUUUUGGAGGGUCAACAAUUUAAAGAAUUGAAAUGUUUCUGGUUUGCACAGUUCUUGUCUUUACUCAUUUUGUGCACUGAAGCAGUAGAUGCAGUUUAGAUAUUUGCUCGCACCCUUUUUGUUUUUGAAGACUUGCUGGAUGUUAUUAUGGAAAUAGAAAAGCUGAUUCACGGAUUUUUUUCCGCCUUUGCUCUCAUUUGAUCAUCCUUGCAGCAAUGACUGGCCAUUGGAUUAUGAAGAUCACUUGUCAUACAAGAAAGUGCUUGUUUGGUAGUGUUGCAUUUCUAUAUCAGGAAUUUGAGUGUUCAAUGUUAAUUAGCGUUCCUCUUAGCCGGCUGGUUUCAAACUUUUGAUUUGAACACUCAUAUGUAUAUUUUGUGUUCAGUUUUUCAUCCACAAAUAAGAAAUGAAUCAUUAGCAGCCA